Molecule: messenger RNA, 653 nt
Organism: Diabrotica virgifera virgifera (western corn rootworm)
Lineage: Eukaryota; Metazoa; Arthropoda; Insecta; Coleoptera; Chrysomelidae
Exons: 1
Coding region: 112-612 (166 amino acids)
Source: RefSeq, a predicted model, not a curated record
AAUCAACAACCAUGUGAUAAAUAAUGAUUUAAAUUUAUUUACAAACCUUGUCAAAAUGAUGUAUUUCAAAUGUCACCUAUAUGUAUAUAAAUUUUAAAAAUUCUUGUAAAAAUGGGUAAAAAAUAUUCAGCAACUGAUGAUAAUUCCAAUAGAAAACGAAGUCCAGCCAGAAGAGUCCCGUCGAAAAUUUUUCGCAAUCCGUUCCUGAACUUCAUGAGAGAUUUCCGCAGGUCAGAUAAACAAAAUCUAACAGUAACCGAAUUAAUAAGAAGAGGAGCCCAAAUUUGGCGACAAAUGAGCGAAAAAGACCGCGCUCAUUACAUUGCGAUGUCCAAAAAUGCUCCUAAAACUACAGUUGCUAGAAGACGGCGUCGAAGAAGAAAAGGAAGCCGCAGUAGGAGUAGAACAAAAAGACAUAGAUCACGAUCAUCUCCCAAACAGUGUGAACUAAGCGAUGAGGUAAAUCGAUUGGCCGAAGAUUCAGAGAAGGCUACAAACGAAGAACAAGUCAAAAGCUCUAAGAGUGAUGAAAAAAAUAUAGACAAGGAAGGCGGAUCGCGACUGAGGUUAAAAACUUCCGAUUACGAUGGACUAAGAAGGGAUUAUAUUUGAUACGUUUUGUAAAUUUUAAAAUAAAUUAGUGUUGUCUAAUA